Messenger RNA from Rhizopus microsporus ATCC 52813, 1389 nucleotides. RefSeq names its product ATP synthase F1 gamma. The transcript has 6 exons. Bases 87 to 962 code for a protein of 291 amino acids. Gene Ontology annotation, biological process: proton motive force-driven ATP synthesis. Lineage: Eukaryota; Fungi; Mucoromycota; Mucoromycetes; Mucorales; Rhizopodaceae. Gene Ontology annotation, molecular function: proton-transporting ATP synthase activity, rotational mechanism. The record is from RefSeq and is a predicted model, not a curated record.
GUCCCCUCAAUUUUUUUUAGGAAAAAAGUUGACCUUGCUCUAUUUUUUUUUCUCUAGUAAAGACUAAUAACUCGAGGAAUACCAAGAUGUUGUUCACUGUUUCUCGCAUUGCUCGCCCUACCGCUGCUCCCGUCAGCCAGGCUAUCCAAGCCCGUAACAUGGCCACCUUGAAAGAAAUUCAACAACGUUUGAAGUCUGUCAAAAACAUUGAAAAGAUCACCAAGUCCAUGAAGAUGAUUGCUUCCACCAAGGUCAACAAGGCUCAACGUAGUAUGGAAGCUGCUCGUGCUUUCGGUGCUGCUUCUACUUCUCUCUUUGAAAGUGCUGAAACUAAGGCUGCUGAUGAUGCCAAGGUUCUCUUCAUUGCCUCUUCCUCUGAUCGUGGUCUUUGCGGUGGUAUUCACUCGAGCGUUUCCAAGGCUACCCGUAGAGCUAUUGCCGAUGCUCCUGAAGCACCUCUUGUCGUUCUCGGUGAUAAGCCCAAGGCUCAGUUAGCUCGUGUCUUGCGUCAAAACAUUGCUGUCACUUUCAACCAAAUUGGUAAGGACAUCCCUACCUUUGAAGAAGCUUCUUCUAUUGUCGAUGUGAUCAAUGCCCAAGGUAUCGAAUACGAUUCUGUCAACAUUGUGUACAACAGAUUCAAGUCUGUCAUCGCUUAUGAAGCUGACACCGUCCCCGCCUUCUCUGAAGCUACCUUCAAGAACUCCCCUAACUUUGCUGCUUAUGAAAUCGAAGAUGAUGUUCUUGCUAACCUUCAAGAAUUCACCUUUGCCAACUCCCUUUACUGGGCUAUGGUCGAAGGUCACGCUUCUGAAAUGUCUGCCAAGCGUACUGCUAUGGAGAACGCCACAAAGAAUGCUGGUGACAUGAUCCUCAAGUUGACUAUGACCUUCAACCGUGGUCGUCAAGCCGUUAUUACAAACGAAUUGAUUGAUAUUAUUACUGGUGCUUCUGCUCUUUAAAUGGAAUAAUAUAAUGUUAUUACAAGUGAGAAAAAAAAAACUCUUUUUUCACAUAAAAUAAAACCAAAAAAUCAAAAAGAAAAAGAAAAGAGAGGACAAUGUGUGUCUUAAGCAACUCUCCUCUUGUUUGUAAUAAAAGAAACUUUGUUUAUAUUUAAUUGAAAACACUCUUGCUUGUUGCCUUGGUUACUAUGCAAAUUUAUGACUAUUUCAUGAGCUCUGGAACUGUUUAAUUCAAAAUGACAUUAUACAUAAUCUAUUCACAGAUAACCAGAAAGAGUUGGAGAGAGUUAUGUCAUAUGAUCAGGAACAAUUGACGUCAAAUCGAAAGUUCUCUCCGUAUUACAGUUCUUUCGGAUUUCGGAAAGGAAAGGAAAGAACGUCUCUUUUAUUCCAAACUUCUAUUUUUGUUGAAAAUGAAGACCUG